AUGAACAUUCUACUCACACCCCGCAAGAAGGCACUUUUACGUGAAGAAAUCGAGCCUGUCCAUUCCCUAAGACAAGAUGCGUUGCAACACACGCUAACAGACUCCAUGAUCUCGUAUGUCUUUUGGCUACAAGAAGUGGUGGACUUGGCACUGGCCAAUCCGCUUCUCGCCCAAUUGAUUGUGCCCGACUUGCCUCCAUUGGAAGAAAACGACAGCUACCUGAGCAAAGUCAGUCUGGCCCUCCAAGCAUGCUCAACCUACCAUCAAGAGAACCAGCAUCUCAUGACGAUAUUGACCGCAUCCAUGGAUGCUGGCAUGCAGCCAGCUACCCUGUUUCCCACCGUUUGCGAAUUAUUAGAGACAAUCAAAACACACUUUGCCCAAAUCAUGGAUCCGUUCAAGCUCCUGGUGUAUGAGCGCUCGCUCACAUUUGACCGCCACAACUUGCUAGCGUACUACACCAGUCUCGAUGCCAUGGAAAAAGUGCAUUACCACGUAUUCAGAAAACAUCCUCCACAAGAUCUCGAGGUGCUGUGGAUGAUGACGUCGUUAACAAACGACUACCUUCACAACCAAGACAUCAUUCAGGAUAUCCAGCUCAACUGGACAAAUCUCCACUCGGAUGCAAAAGCCGUGAGAGAAAUCAUCAACGCCCACCUGCAUCGCCGGGGAAGACACAGCAGGCUGCCGUGCUAG
Clavispora lusitaniae ATCC 42720 is the source of this 696-nucleotide messenger RNA. RefSeq lists its product as uncharacterized. The record is from RefSeq and is a predicted model, not a curated record. NCBI's taxonomy places the organism in Eukaryota, Fungi, Ascomycota, Pichiomycetes, Serinales, Metschnikowiaceae.